CAUAAAUAGCUGCUGGUGCCUUACCAUAAGGUGCUCAAGGCAACAUAAUCGAUUUCACUACUGGCAACUGGAAGUUGCUGAGCUGAUCUCAACUCUCAAGCCUUGAGAAUGUACUUAAAGAACUCAGAAGGGAACAAGAAAAAAGGUGGAUUCCGGGCUUGCACGUUUGUUUUUGUGUUGGGAGCCUUUGAGAAUAUGGGCUUCGUGGCUAACUUAGCUAGCAUGGUUCUGUAUUUCAACUUGGUGAUGAAGCUUGAUUACCCCACCUCUUCAAACACCCUCACAAACUACUUGGGUUCAGCCUGCUUGCUGACUUUAUUAGGAGGCUUUAUUUCAGACACUUUCUUGAACAGGCUCUACACAUGUUGGAUAUUUGGAUCAAUAGUAGUAGUGGCUUUGUCAUUGCUUACUAUCCAAGCUCGUUUCAAAGACCUACAGCCUGAUCCUCUUUGCGAAUCAGGCUGUGUCCAAGGUGGUGUGGCAACCAUGUUCCACGGAUCCCUUUGCCUGUUAGCAUUAGGUGCUGGUGAGGUUAAAGGAGCUCUUCCAGCACUCGGGGGCAGACCAGUUUGAUGAGAAGGAUCAAAAAGAAAAACAGAAGCUUGCUAGGUAUUUCAAUUGGUACAUUCUAAGCACAACUUUUGGAGCAAUCUUUGGCGUCACAAUAAUUGUUUGGGUUAGCAUGAAUAAAGCCUGGUACUGGGG
This is a messenger RNA of Rubroshorea leprosula, 705 nucleotides long. The record is from the annotation of a GenBank genome assembly. NCBI's taxonomy places the organism in Eukaryota, Viridiplantae, Streptophyta, Magnoliopsida, Malvales, Dipterocarpaceae.